AACCUCAACCCUUUCUCUGCAUCACUAACACAAUAACACCCCUACAAACAUAUAGUCACGGGUUUGCCUUGAAAUACCUUUUUUCACACACACGUUUAUGCCUAUAUUCUACUUUUUCUGUCACCGUCAUUUUUCUUCUUUUAUAGCACCAUUCAUUCAUUCAUUCCUUCGCAUGCUUACUCUGUCUCUUUCUUUCUCUCUCUGAUAUUUCUUCUGUCACUUGGCAAUGGCUCUUCUACUUGAUAACUGUGAGAGCAUUUUGCUCUCUUUGGACACACACAAAUCAGUUCCUGCACCUUUCCUUACCAAAACAUAUCAACUUGUCGAUGAUCCCUCCACCGACCACAUAGUCUCUUGGGGCGAGGACGACGCUACCUUCGUUGUUUGGCGGCCCCCAGAGUUUGCUAGAGACCUUCUCCCCAACUACUUCAAACACAACAACUUCUCUAGCUUUGUUCGCCAACUCAACACCUAUGGUUUCAGAAAGAUUGUGCCUGAUAGAUGGGAGUUCGCAAAUGAGUUCUUCAAGAAAGGAGAGAAGCACUUGCUGUGCGAGAUCCACAGAAGGAAAACCCAUCACCACCAUCACCAACAAGUCCAUCAUCAGUUUGGACUCAAUCUUCCCCCUUUCUUUCCCUUCCCUCCACAUGACUCCGACGAGUUACCCAAUUGCUUCGACUCCCCCCCUAGAGGAGUUCCAACUAGAAACAACAUCAUCAACGACAACACCAACACCUACAACACUGUCACUGCACUUUCUGAGGACAACGAAAGACUGAGGAGAAGCAACAACAUGCUCAUGUCAGAGCUCGCACACAUGAAGAAGCUUUACAACGACAUCAUCUACUUUGUUCAAAACCAUGUCAAACCCGUGGCUCCAAGCAACACUUACCCUUCUCUUCUACUAUGCAAUAACAGCACCACCAACAACAACUCUCACAUAAACAACGUUUCAACAGUUCAGAGACCGGUGAAACAAUUCGUGGCGUGUUAUUCCAACAACAGUAAGCAAGCGCGUACUGUGAACUCUCCCACUAACAGCUCCAUCACCAUCGUUGAAGAUGAACCUAUCAGUAACAGCAGCAAGACCAAGCUUUUCGGAGUGUCUCUUCAAUCCAAGAAAAGGGUGCACCCCGAGUACGGAUCUAACAAUCUUCAAACUUCAGAAACCAAUAAGGCGCGUUUGCUGGUGGAAAAUGAUGAUUUCUUUGGCUUAAAUCUCAUGCCCCCUUCAACCUGUUAGUCACACUCCUCCCCAAAUUCUUAACUUUAGACGAAUCUUGCCAUUUCCUUUUAAAUGCUUCACAUAUAUGUAUGUAUAAAUCUGAAAAAAUAUAUAUAAUUUUUUUCCUUGA
Molecule: messenger RNA, 1355 nt
Organism: Vigna radiata var. radiata (mung bean)
Lineage: Eukaryota; Viridiplantae; Streptophyta; Magnoliopsida; Fabales; Fabaceae
Product: heat stress transcription factor B-4-like
Exons: 2
Coding region: 227-1243 (338 amino acids)
Biological process (GO): regulation of transcription by RNA polymerase II
Cellular component (GO): nucleus
Molecular function (GO): RNA polymerase II cis-regulatory region sequence-specific DNA binding; DNA-binding transcription factor activity
Source: RefSeq, a predicted model, not a curated record